AAGCCCAAAGCGAUUGUCCAAAUUCGCAAAAAGCCCUCUUUGUCUCUGCGUCAUCGUCUUCAAUUCUCAAAGCCCACACCACUCUCUCUAGCAGAGUUUCUCUUUCUCUCACCUCGAACACCAACAAAAACAACAUCAAAUAACAAAAUCACCCUUCCUCUUCUUCAUUCAACUUCUAGAGAGAGAAACACAUAGCCCCGAAUUUCACAAGCUACGCUUCCAUCAUGACUCACUCCUACAGAUUCCAUGGCUUGCAUUUCCUGCACAACGUUACUUUCUAGGGCUAAUUCGAGAGAUAUCCCUCUUUUUUCCAAAACCCUAGAAAGUUGGGACUUCGUUGAAUUGUGCCCUAGUUUCCAAUUUCAGCGACUAUUUGUAUGUUCAGCAGAUUCUGUAUUAAAUGGGAAGUGAAGCUCUUAGAUAUUAAGGGCGGGAAUGCAUGAAUGUAACUCUGGAUCUGCUCAUGUUGUAAAUGCUGAGGUUGAUUCCAUGGGAGGUGUUGUGGAUGGCGGAGUUGGUAUAGGUUUGAAAACCUCUCCGCGCCGAGCAGCAAUUGAGAAGGCUCAAGCAGAGCUCAGACAGGAGUACGGCGUUCGUGAAGAAAGAAGAAAGGAGCUAGAAUUUCUUGAAAAGGGUGGGAACCCUCUUGACUUUAAGUUAGGGAAUGUUGCUUCUGUUAGUGUUCAGUCUACUUCACUUGCUGAUCAACAUCAGGAACAGUUUGUGACCAGUGAAGCUAAAGGUAGUUUUGUAUUGACUGCCUCCCCUCACGGUGACUCUGUAGACAGUAGUGCUAGACCGGGUGCUCCUUCUAUUAGUGAGCCAAAUACUGCUGAUAACCUCUUACUUUUUGAUGGUGAGAAUGAGUUGGCCGAAGGAGAAAAGCGAUCUUUACAUUCAUAUAGAAGAAAUAAUAUUACUCCUUCAGAACAGUCUUCUCAAAUUGGCGGGAGUCAAAAUGCUAAAGAGACUGAAGACUCUGCUAUAUUUCGCCCAUAUGCUCGAAGAAACAGAUCCAGACCAAAUCAUGGUUCCCGGGGGGGUUCAAGGGACGGAAAGGGUUUGUUAUCAGAUACAAACAAUCAAAAGGAUCACAAUGUGCCUUCUGUUUCCAAGCCAAAGCCUACUAGUUUAAAUGGCGAGAAACUUGUUAAAGAUCCAACAACAAAUGAUCUGUUGGAUAAUGAAUUUGUGGGUCCUCGAGCUCAUCAAAAAAAUAAUAUUAGUGCUAGUGUUGCUGCAGACAAAUUAGAUAUUACAUUGAAUAGAGACUUCAAAGAAGAUCAACGUAGUGUACCUGCUCAAGAUGAUACUGUACAGAAACCACUUGUCUUGUCUUCUGUCAAAACUAGUGCAGGUGGUGAAAUGAAACCAGGAGCUUCAGGUGAACUUGAGCUUUCACCCUGCGUAGCUGCUGGACAACUAGGAGAUGAUUCUUGUCCUGGUCCGACAAAUAGUUUUGACAACAUAGAAGUGGACAGGAAAGCUGCACCCCCUGAAGACCAAAAUUGCAGUGUUGCAUUAGGCCUGAAGAGUUUUGAUCCAGAAUGCUGUAAUGCUCAACCUAGUUUAGCUAGAGAUGUAAAUAGUGAUACCAAUAUGUGUACUAAUACAGAAAAUGCUGAUGCAAAUGGAAUUUCAUUUGAACAAACAUUGAUUGGGAAGAAACUAAAUUCAACUGGUUACGAAGCUGUAAAAGAAAGGAGUAACACCAACAUUGGUGAAGGUGCUGCUACUGUUGACAAUGAACAUGCUACUGGUUAUGUAAACCAUUCUGGUAGUGAUAUUAUCAUAAAAAAUGAAGACGACAUCCAAAUGAAUAGUUCUUGCAUGCAAAACAAAUUGAAAGACUCGUCCAAUAUUAGAGGACUGCAUAACAAUGACAGUUCUAUAUUGAAGGCUGAUAAAAAGGAAAGUGUUGUCAUGGUUGAUCGUUCCAAUUCUAGCAAGGAUGAAGGCUGUGAAAGGCUUAAAGUUUCUGUAGAUUUGUCAGUUUCUGCAAAUCCUCAAAGUACUCUGGCUGAAAAGUUUACUACUGCUGUGUCUGAUUGUCAACCAUGUACACCGCACCACUCGAAGUUAGCUGACAAGGCCCAUGAAGAUUCUAUUUUGGAAGAGGCUCGAAUUAUCGAGGUCAAGCGGAAGAGAAUUAUGGAGUUAUCUGCUCACACAUUACCUUCACCUGUCCUCCGGAAGUCUCACUGGGAUUUUGUCCUAGAGGAAAUGGCUUGGUUGGCAAAUGAUUUUGCACAGGAGCGUCUUUGGAAGACAACUGCUGCUGCACAACUCUGUCAUCAGGCUUCUUUUACUUCUCGGCUAAGAUUUGAAACACAAAACAAGAAUUUGGAGAUGAAAAUGUUGUCUCACACCAUGGCAAAGGCUGUCAUGCAGUUUUGGCAUUCGGUUGAACUACUACUGGACAAGGAUGUUCCUGACCAUAACUGUGAUCGCGGUUCAGUUGAAUCUAAAAAAAUUGAUUCAAAUGAAGCUUCUAGGGACAAGCGAAAAAAUUCCGAAAUGGUGCAGGAUACAAACAACUACUUGAAGGGACAAAACCCCAGAAAAAAUGUGAAACUCAAAAUACAUUCCUAUGCUUUGAGGUAUUUGAUAGAUAGUAGGUCGCAUGGGAUUUCCUCUCAUGCCGAAGCACCGACAACUCCUGAUAAGAUAUUUGAUUCAGGCACUGUUGACAUGUCAUGGGAGGAACAUCUUACAGAAGAAAGUCUUUUCUAUACAGUUCCUCACACUGCCAUGGAAACUUACAGAAAAUCCAUUGAAUCUCAUUUCCUACAGUGCGAGAAAACUGGUAGUAGCAUUCAAGAAGAAGUUGAAACAUCCAUAUAUGAUACUGGAGCAGAGUUUGGGUUUGAUGAGGUUGCAUACGAUGAAGAUGAAGGAGAAACCAGCACUUAUUAUUUGCCUGGUACCUAUGAAAGUAGAAGAUCAUUGAAGUCAGUUCAGAAGAAGCACAAAAACAGGAUAAAGGCUUACACUCAAAGGUCCAGUGAAAUUGGAACUGAUUUUGCUUAUGCACAUUAUUCAACUGGAGCUCAUCCGUCCACACUAUCUGGAAGUAGGCCUGCUAAUUUAAAUGUUGGUACGGUUCCAACGAGACGCUUGCGUACAGCUUCUUCUCGACAAAGAGUUGUGAGUCCUUUUGCAGUGGUCGCUGGGACAGUGCAGGCUCUAGCUAAGACAGAUGCUGCUUCAAGUGGAGAUACCAAUUCCUUUCAGGAUGACCAGUGUACUUUACAUGUUGGAUUGCAGCUCCAGAAAAGUAUGGAGGUGGAGUCGGUUGGAGAUUUUGAAAAACAGUUACCUUAUGAUUGUGGUGAAACAUCGGUUAAAAUAAAGAAAAAGAAGCCCAAGAAUCUGGGUUCUGGAUAUGAUCAGGGAUGGCAGUUGGAUUCUGUUGUUCUAAGUGAACAGAGGGAUCAUUCCAAGAAGAGAUUGGAUAGUCAUCACUUUGAAUCCAAUGGAAAUAGUGGUUUGUAUGGGCAACACAAUGUGAAGAAGCAGAAGAUGACAAAGCAAUCACUUGAAACUUUUGACAAUAUUUCUCCAAUAAAUAAUUCUAUUCCCUCCCCAGCUGCCUCACAAAUGAGUAACAUGUCCAAUCCAAAUAAAUUUAUCAGAAUCAUUAAUGGACGGGAUAGGGGAAGAAAAGGCAAACCACAAAAGAAUUCUGCUGGAGGACAGCCUGGUUCUGGAAGUUCUUGGACACUAUUUGAAGAUCAGGCUCUUGUUGUCCUGGUUCAUGAUAUGGGUCCUAACUGGGAGUUUGUAAGUGAUGCUGUCAACAGUACUUUACAAUUCAAGUGUAUUUUUCGGAAACCAAAAGAAUGCAAGGAGCGUCACAAGAUUUUAAUGGACAAAAGUGCCGGUGAUGGUGCUGAUAGUGCUGAAGAUUCAGGGUCUUCUCAGUCAUACCCUUCUACACUACCUGGAAUUCCAAAGCAGGGUAGUGCCAGGCAGUUGUUUCAACGUUUGCAAGGGCCAAUGGAGGAGGAGACUUUGAAGAAUCAUUUUGAUAAAAUUAUCAUGAUUGGGCAGAAGCAACGUUACCACAGGAAUCAGAAUGAUAACCAGGAUUUAAAACAAAUAACAACUGUCCAUAAUUCUCAUGUGAUUGCUCUUUCCCAAGUUUGCCCGAACAACUUGAAUGGAGGACUUUUGACGCCCCUUGAUCUAUGUGAUACAAAUGUAAGUAGCCCAGAUGUGCUAUCACUUGGGUAUCAGGGUUCUCAUGCUGGGGGUUUAGCAUUACCAAAUCACAGUUCUGUACCAUCAGCGCUUCCUUCGACUGGGUUAAGCUCUUCUAACCCACCGUCUUCUGGUAUCAGUCUUAGCAAUAACUUGUCAUCACCAUCUGGUCCAAUGGCAGCCUCUGUUAGGGAUAGCAGGUAUGGAGUUCCGAGAGGCGUACCCUUAUCAGUAGAUGAACAGCAGAGAUUACAACAAUAUAAUCAGAUGAUAUCCGGCAGAAACAUUCAGCAGUCUAGCAUGUCGGUUCCUGGUUCUCAUUCAGGAAGUGAUCGUGGUGUUCGCAUGCUUUCUGGUGCGAAUGGUAUGGGCAUGAUGGGUGGGAUUAGCAGAAGCAUUGCAAUGGCUAGGCCAGGUUUUCAAGGAAUGACAUCUUCAUCUAUGCUUAGUUCUGGGGGAAUGCUUUCAUCUAGUAUGGUGGGGAUGCCAAGCCCUGUAAAUAUGCACCCCGGAGUUAGUGCUGGACAAGGAAACUCAAUGAUGAGACCCCGUGAUACUGUACAUAUGAUGAGGCCUGGCCAUAAUCAAGGACACCCAAGGCAAAUGAUGGUUCCGGAACUUCCAAUGCAGGUCACCCAAGGAAACAGCCAAGGCAUUCCAGCUUUUAGUGGGAUGAGUUCUGCUUUUAAUAGUCAGACAACACCCCCAUCUGCUCAGCAAUACCCAGGACAUGCCCAGCAACAGUCUCAUCUCAGCAAUCCCCAUCCUCAUCUUCAAGGUUCGAAUCACACAACAAAUUCUCAACAAGCCUACGCAAUCCGAUUGGCAAAGGAAAGGCAACUGCACCAGCAGCGUUAUCUUCAACAGCAGCAACAGCAGCUUGCUGCAACAAAUCCACCAAUUACACAUGUUCAAGCACAGAGUUCCCAGGCCCAACCACAAAGUUCAUCUCAGCAAGUAUCUGUUUCCCCUGCAACACCAUCAUCUCCUUUGACUCCGAUGUCAUCUCAGCAUCAGCAGCAGAAACAUCAUCUGCCACAACCUGGGUUCAGUAGAAAUCCUGUUUCUAGUGUGACUAGUCAAGCAGUGAAGCAACGACAACGGCAGGCACAACAGAGGCAGUAUCAACAGCCUGCGAGGCAGCAUCCUAAUCAGCCACAGCAGGCUAAGCUUUUGAAGGGAAUAGGAAGAGGAAACAUGUUGAUCCAUCAGAAUAAUUCUGUUGAUCCUUCUCAUAUAAAUGGGUUAUCCGUAGCUUCAGGAAGCCAACCUGUUGAGAAAGGUGAUCAAAUCACACAAAUGAUGCAAGGUCAAACUUUAUAUCCUGGAUCUGGUUUAGAUCCAAGUCAACCACCCAAGCCCCCAGGUUCUGCUCAUCCUUCUAAUAGUUGCCAAUUGCAGCAGAAGCUACAUUCUGGAUCAACCAGCUCUUCAUCGAAGCAACAUAAGUCAUUGGCAUCUCCUUCUGACAGUAACAUACAAGUUCAGGUUUCACCGGUUAUUUCAGGUCAUAUAGCUACACCAACACAGCCUGCUGCUGUUGCUCCCAACCAUAAUCAACUACAGGUGCAAUCUCAUACACAGUCUAAGCAAAUUAAUCAAACACAACCAAAUGUUCAGGUGACCUUGCAACAAAACUGUCAGGUGCAUUCUGAGUCAUUAAGCACGUCUCAACCUGAUUCACUUAAAAUUGAUCAACAGCCUGGAAAUAGUGCUUCUCAAGUUAGUACAAGCACCUCAAUGUCUCAAGGUUCUAUGGAUUCAGCUAGUGUGUUAGCAGUUGCUCCUACGGCAUCUUCUCAGUGGAAAACUUCAGAGCCACCAUUUGGUUCCCCCAUGCCCAAUCCAGUUAUUCAAGUGAGCUCUAUGGAGGGUACAUCUGUUGGAAAUUCUGUUGCAACUGAGUCAUCGACUGUUAAUCAAGGGCUGGGCCCACGACAGUCAUCGGCUAACUUGCCUUCUCAUGCACAUACUUCCGGGGCACAGUGGCAGCAUCAUCAGCCUUUGUCUCUUAAACAACAACAGUCUUUGUUGCAACCUAACAUAUCUCAACAGUCAUGCCAACUACCAGAACAGCAUCAACCGCAGCAACAAGAGCAGGAGCAACAUUUUCCCAAAGAUGUGGCUUUGCAACAUCAACAAGUUCAAAAUCUACAACCAGAGCAGAGCAGUUUGCUUAUCCGUCCACCUAACUCUAACGUGGAAUGAUGUCUUCUGAUGGAUGGAGCAGCUGUGAGUAUGCUCGGUUCUGUCAGGACUAGAAUCUGUAGGCCCUUUUGUCAGCACUGUACAGAUGAAGCUGGUCAUUCAUGUGGGCUUUGGGAUAUGGAGACGGGUAUCCAUUGUUUACUGCGGGUCCUGUUAAACGAUUAACAAAUUUAUAUUGGUAGGCAGCAUUGCAUGCUUUAUUCUUCUUUCAAAAGUCUUGUAUAUUACCACUGUUCUUAGAGGGGGUUCUUCUCCCAUUUAUUUUUUUGGAAAGAGACGAAGAUAGAGGUACAUGUACAGGGUCGUCUCUUUUUUCCUUGUACUUUCACCCCUUUUUUAUUUUUCUUGUUCUCCCUGCUCUUGUGCAGAGGAACAAUUUUUUGUUCUGUUAGAUUAGAUUAUGUAUUAUUAUACCCUGUUAGAUGUUUGGGAUAGCUAUCAUUUUUAUGAGCAAAAGCCAAUUCAAAAUUUUGUGAAUACAAUAUUUCUGAUAUAUGGACCAAUCGAUAGUGUGGUUACAUGCUCAA
Messenger RNA from Vicia villosa (hairy vetch), 6938 nucleotides. RefSeq names its product chromatin modification-related protein EAF1 B-like. The record is from RefSeq and is a predicted model, not a curated record. Bases 436 to 6411 code for a protein of 1991 amino acids. Lineage: Eukaryota; Viridiplantae; Streptophyta; Magnoliopsida; Fabales; Fabaceae. Gene Ontology annotation, cellular component: NuA4 histone acetyltransferase complex. The transcript is spliced from 23 exons.